GAAAACGCUUAUCACUAUGUCGGAAACGGCGCCUGUUGCAGCUCCUGCUGUCUCCGCUCCUGGGGCAAAAACUUCCGCUAAAAAAACGAAGAAGACGCCAGCUACUUCUAAAGCCCGCAAGCCUCCAGGUCCCAGCGUGACCGAGCUGAUCACCAAGGCGGUGUCCGCUUCCAAGGAGCGCAAAGGGGUCUCGCUGGCAGCUGUUAAGAAGGCUCUGGCCGCCGGAGGGUACGAUGUAGAGAAAAGCAACAGCCGCAUCAAGCUGGGGCUCAAGAGCCUGGUAAGCAAGGGCACCUUGGUGCAGACUAAAGGCACCGGCGCAUCGGGCUCCUUCAAACUCAAUAAGAAGCCUGGCGAGACCAAGGAAAAGGCACCGAAGAAAAAGCCAGCGGCAAAGCCUAAGAAACCAGCUGCCAAGAAGCCCGCCAGCGCCGCCAAGAAACCCAAAAAAGCUGCGGCCGUGAAAAAGAGCCCGAAGAAAGCCAAGAAACCAGCAGCUGCCGCAGCUAAAAAAACGGCCAAGAGCCCGAAAAAGGUGAAAGCCGCCAAGCCUAAGAAGGCAACUAAGAGCCCGGGUAAGGCCAAAGCGGUGAAGCCUAAGGCGGCUAAGCCCAAGCCGACGAAGCCUAAAGCAACGAAGGCUAAGAAGGCAGCGCCCAAGAAGAAGUAAACGGGCUAGAAAAAAUGUCAUGCAGAGAAAUCCAACGGCUCUUUUAAGAGCCACCCACCCUUUCCCAGAGGAGCUGAAACACCAGGUUCUCUUAAAUAACCUCGUGCUGCUUUUCAUGAAGCGCCCAACUUUCAGAAACGAAAGUAAUAGAAAAUAGGGAGACAAAAUUAGAAUUCAGUUUUGUACAUUUUCCUUCGCCCGCGACAAGAAAUAACAAUAUCAGUUCUUUAAAAUGCGGGACGUCAAUUCAUCUAUAUUCGAGCUGGGUGUAUUAAAAUCGAUCCAGAGCAUCAGCCCAAAUUCACGAUCACUAGCAGCCAAAUUCUUCCCUUAUCCACCCAGCAGAAAACAACAACCCACAACGAAGGGGAACGAGCUUUAGCAAUCAUGCUUAUUGUGUAAAAGGAGGGGGAAGGUGGCCAUUCCUUGCACAUGAGCUUCGGUCCAGACAGGAUUUAUUGUCUAGUAGGAGGGGCGAGUGAGGACUGCGUGUGAGGGCAAACUGCGUGACCUAGACACACACACUUUACUGCCUAGCUGGCAGUGGUGGGAUCAGGAUUAAUCCCGUUGGUGAGUUUGAAAAGCCCGCGCUUUGCAAGGAUUGGCCUGUGGCAACUCGUUCCCGCUUCUCUUAUUGGAGGUAGGGAGAGUCACUGUUAAAUCCAUAGGUCCCCAUGUAAGAUGGUGAGUUCUGUGUGGAGUACUGUCAAUUUACCAAGUACAAAAUACCUCACACGGGGAUUUUUGUUUAUCUUCAAAUCAGAUAUGUCGGGCACUUGGAAACUUUUAUUCUCUGAAAGUGGAGCACUAAUAACGGGGAAUGGGGGGGAGGAAGCAUUUUUCAUUGUUCUCCCUUUUUCAUUGAUUAAUACCUAUUCUGUUCAUAAUCUCCUCCAUCACCACCUCUGCUUUCUAUCUUUGUUUCUCUCCCGGGCUGUGCUUUCAGUCUUUUACCCAAUUCUCUAGAAAUCACAUCCUUACUGAUGCUUCUCAGAAUGACCUUCACUCGAAUACAUUAGGAAUUCCCUAAGGGUUGGGAAGGACAUUUAGAUCUAGUGUAAACCUCUGCCAGUUGUUCCAACUGAUAACCGUUGAGAUUUCUAUCCCGUAUAUGGACCUGCCAUUAGAGAAGAAGGAAACACAUUUGUUCCAGAGGGUUUUACAGAUAUUUCCUUACAACACAAGAAUGUUGAGAUUCCGGAAUCCUAGGUUUUAUUCCAGACUCUAGAGGGGAGUGUUUUCUAUAGUUACAGACCCUUCUGCCCUUUUCCAUCUUUAGUGUGACCCUUCCUUUCUAUACAGACCCUUCUAACUUGUCUAUGUCCUAGCCCUCCCCCUUCACCAUCUCCUGUCUCCUGCUCUCUCACCAAGCUCUUCACCCCUCUGAAUUCCAGUUGAAUAUAUGCUUCUUCAUCCUGCCUAUAUGCCAAAAGUGGGGGCAUGCAAACUAUAGAAAAGGCAGUCUCCCUGCUUUAAUUUCCAGUGCCUGAACCACAGUGAUCCUUGAUAGAUGCCAGGAGUUUUUGCAGGGGAAGUUCUGCUUAACUGUCUGAGGAGGGACAAUAGUAAGGGAAGCCAAUCUUCAGACAAUUUAGGUGCCAAACGAAAAAUGCUCUGCUGAACAUGUAUGGAUUGAGAGUUUUCAGAGGCUAAUAACUUGUCCACACUGGGAUAGAUUUUCAUGGGGAUAACAAAAAGGAUAUCCCUGACACUUUUGUGGCCAGUCUGCUUAAUGUCAAGUAUGUGCCUUAAAGCAUAGAGGAGCUUGAGCUUCUAAAGACAACCAUUGUGAGAACAUUUUAAUGUGGGCAAUAAAAUGUAUUUCCCCACAAUUUUAAUCAAUGGCUGAACUUUUUCUUUGUGGCAAUUAUAUUGACUUCAGUGAGAUUGAACUGGUGUAAACUAUGAAUGUUGUGAUGUGUGGCAGAUGCACUCUGCCAGCAUUAAACAAGGUUUGGGGGUUGUCAAGCCUGUUAUACAUCCUUUUAACUUUUUUUUUUUAAAUUAAAGAUAUAGAAAAGGAAAAAGCAGUUCAAACAUUAAAAUGUAAAGUAUUAAACAAGGCUUUAAUUUUAAUAAUAUCCUUUGUUCUUUUUCCCUUUAGUUGGAGAGAGUUUUAGAAGGAAAACCCUUGUGGUGAUAUCAAAGAUGGUAAUAAAUGUCCUUUUGGGGAGAAGAGGUUUGUUGACAUGGGCUGGAGCUAUUGUUGUUAAAGUCCAAUCCCAUUUCAUCGAAGGUGGUGUAUGCAAUUCAUCUGGAGCUGGUAGAUGUGGCAAUUAUCAGAAGGGUAGCCAUGUUAGUCUGGAUCUGUAAAAAGCAACAGAGUCCUGUGGCACCUUAUAGCCUAACAGACGUAUUGGAGCAUAAGCUUUUGUGGGUGAAUACCCACUUCAUCCGACGCAUGUGGUGGAAAUUUCCAGAGGCAGGUAUAAUACCACCACAUGCAUCUGAUCAUCUAAUUUUGACAGAUUCGUUUGUAAUACUGAGACACACUAUCUAUUUUAUCUUCCUU
Molecule: messenger RNA, 3182 nt
Organism: Malaclemys terrapin pileata
Lineage: Eukaryota; Metazoa; Chordata; Testudines; Emydidae
Product: histone H1-like
Exons: 1
Coding region: 17-670 (217 amino acids)
Biological process (GO): nucleosome assembly
Cellular component (GO): nucleosome
Molecular function (GO): DNA binding; structural constituent of chromatin
Source: RefSeq, a predicted model, not a curated record